UGAAAUGCGCAUACAAGCACGCGUAGCGUAAACAUAUGAGUUCAAUGAGUUGAAAACGUGAAUUUUAUUAAAAAUUGUUUUAAUUUAUUUGCCUGAGUUGUCUGAAAUGUCUAGAAUAUAUCAGAAUCAUCAGAUGUUAGAAGAAGAGCAGUCUCCUGAUUUUUAUUUAGUGGAUACUUUAAGAGGUCACACAUCAUCAGUAUCAUGUGUAAAAUUCAGCCCAUCAGGAGAGUACUUGGCAAGUAGUUCUUUUGACACAUUUAUAAAACUGUGGUCAGUUAAUGAUGGAAAACUGCAUAGCAGUUUAUCUGGUCAUAAAGAAGGUAUAUCAGAUAUUGCUUGGUCAGCAGACAGUCAUUAUAUUGUUAGUGCUUCAGAUGACAAAACACUGAAACUUUGGGAUGUCCGCACUGAGAGAUGUACUAGAACAUUCAAAGGUCAUAAAAAAUAUGUAUUUUGCACUGCUUUUAAUCCAAAGUCAAAUUUAAUAUUAUCUGGUUCUGAUGAUGAAACUGCUAAACUAUGGGAUGUGAGGUCUGGCAAAUGUAUAAAAACAUUAACAUGUCAUGGAGAUAGAGUAACAGCUGUUGGUUUUGAUAUUUCAUCUCAUUACAUAAUGACAAGCAGUCUUGAUGGUUUCUGUCAUGUAUAUGAUGCAAGAAAAAGGCAAGUCAUUCACAGUUUUGGUGAAGGUGCUCCUAUCUCUUAUGCUAAAUUUUCUAGAAAUGGAAGAUUUAUUUUAGCUUCAACUCAAGAUGACACUAUCAAACUUUGGGACUAUGCUAAUUCAAAGUAUGUGAAAUGGUACACAGGACAUAAAAAUAGUUUAUAUUCCAUAUUUGCUGCUUUUACUACUGGAGGAAAGUAUGUAGUAUCAGGAUCUGAAGACAACAAUAUUUAUAUAUGGCAUUUGAAUUCAAGGAACUUAGUUCAAACUUUGGAAAGCCAUUCAGAUGUUGUGCUGUGCGUUGAUUGUCAUCCAGAACAAAAUGUUAUAGCUUCAGGAAGCUUAGAUUCAGAAAAUAACAUUAAAUUAUGGAAAAUGAGAUGAUCGCCUUUUAUUUACAUAACCAGAAUAUCUAUUAUAGUUAGUUACUCAUAGACUUUUAUCAUUGUAAUUUUCAGCAUAUGCUUUCAUGUAAUAUGUAUAUA
Molecule: messenger RNA, 1152 nt
Organism: Argiope bruennichi
Lineage: Eukaryota; Metazoa; Arthropoda; Arachnida; Araneae; Araneidae
Product: WD repeat-containing protein 5-like
Exons: 13
Coding region: 107-1051 (314 amino acids)
Molecular function (GO): protein binding
Source: RefSeq, a predicted model, not a curated record